Cyanistes caeruleus (blue tit) is the source of this 680-nucleotide messenger RNA. The record is from RefSeq and is a predicted model, not a curated record. NCBI's taxonomy places the organism in Eukaryota, Metazoa, Chordata, Aves, Passeriformes, Paridae.
CCUUGGCAGGUGUUGGUUUGCUGGAGAGAUAGUGAAUUAUCCUAAUUUCUCCUGCAUUCCUUUUCAGGGGCCAAGUCAGGAAUAUGGCAACGCUAAAAGACAUCACCAGGCGUUUGAAGUCCAUCAAGAACAUCCAGAAGAUCACCAAGUCCAUGAAGAUGGUUUCUGCAGCCAAAUAUGCAAGAGCUGAGAGGGAGCUGAAGCCUGCGAGAGUCUAUGGAACAGGAGCUCUGUCUCUUUAUGAGAAAGCAGAAAUAAAGGCACCUGAGGACAAGAAGAAGCAUCUCCUUAUUGGUGUGUCCUCUGACCGAGGCUUGUGUGGUGCUAUCCAUACAUCCAUUGCUAAAACCUUGAAGAACGAGAUUACCAACCUCUCAAAUGCAGGGAAAGAGGUUAUGGUAGUUGGAGUAGGUGACAAGAUCAGAGGCCUGCUUCAAAGAACACACAGCAACUAUUUCCUGCUGACAUUCAAAGAAGUGGGACGGAGACCUCCAAGCUUUGGAGAUGCUUCAGUCAUUGCUUUAGAGCUGUUAAACUCUGGGUUUGAAUUCGAUGAAGGCUCUGUCAUCUACAAUCGAUUCAGGUCUGUCAUCUCUUACAAGACCGAUGAGAAACCAAUCUUUUCCUUUGAAACUGUGGCUAGUUCUGGUAAGUAGGGAGCUAGAAACCACCAGUUACAU